AUGGCUGCACAACAACAAGAACUAGAUGAGAAGAACCCAUUCUAUGAGUUAGUUGUCAUUUGUAGUACUUCUGGUCAAUUUGACCAAACCGUCAAUUCGUUCAAAGAUAUUAUAAAGAAGUCUAAGUUAGUAUGUAUAAAAGACUCUGAGUUGUUAGAUUGGAUAAAGAAGUACCAAAGAAGAGUUUUGAAGUACAAUGCUAUAAAUGAGUAUAUAAAUUCGAAGUUUAAAGACCCAAAUGAGGAAAUGCAGAGAAUAUUAGAGAAGAAACACUUCAGAAACAAACAGAAAGAGAUAGAAUACAUUUCGAAGAAAUUGCAAUCUUACGAUUGGAAGACUUACCCUCAUAGAUGUCUUCUUAUCUUAGAUGAUUUCGCCUCUCAUCCUUUGUUAAAGAAUAGAGAACAAGACAUGUGUCGAAUUCUUAAGAAGCUCAGACACUUUAACAUCUCUGUUGUCAUUUGUGUACAGACAGCCAAGAGUUUAAGUAAGGAUGUAAAGAGAAUACUUACUGACAUUGUACUUUUCCCCGGAUUGUCCGAAGACGAUUUCAUGGAACUUAUGAAAGAGUCCAUGGCAGGUAAGUUUGACAGACAUGAACUAUGGGAGAAGUACAAAGUCAUACAAGACCCUCAUACUUCUUUCAGAAUUCACAUCUACGCAAACAAAGUUCAAAUUGUAAAAAGUCAAGCUUGA
Trichomonas vaginalis G3 is the source of this 696-nucleotide messenger RNA. Its product is annotated as protein of unknown function, DUF4106 family. The coding region runs from base 1 to 696 and encodes 231 amino acids. The record is from RefSeq and is a predicted model, not a curated record. NCBI's taxonomy places the organism in Eukaryota, Parabasalia, Trichomonadida, Trichomonadidae. The transcript has a single exon.